Pelodiscus sinensis (Chinese soft-shelled turtle) is the source of this 5049-nucleotide messenger RNA. RefSeq names its product transcription factor 4 (gene TCF4). Gene Ontology annotation, biological process: regulation of transcription by RNA polymerase II. Gene Ontology annotation, cellular component: transcription regulator complex; chromatin. The record is from RefSeq and is a predicted model, not a curated record. Gene Ontology annotation, molecular function: RNA polymerase II cis-regulatory region sequence-specific DNA binding; DNA-binding transcription factor activity, RNA polymerase II-specific; protein dimerization activity. Lineage: Eukaryota; Metazoa; Chordata; Testudines; Trionychidae.
UCUGUUUAUCACUGACUCUAUCCAUUCCUUCCCCUCUCCCUCCUCCUUCUCUCCCUCUCGUCAUUGUCCGUAAUAGACGACGCGGCGGCAGCAGGCAGCAACGUGCAGCGGCGGCGGCAGUAGCAAGCGGCUCUUUCUCUUUAUAAACCCUGCUGUAUUGCCCGGAUGUGAAUGGAUUACAAUGUAUCUUUCAGGGAAACAUAUUAUUACCAAUGUCUCCAUGGGGGAGUCGAUGAGGAGGAGGAGAGAUCUGUAAACUUGGAACAAGUUUAAGACUUUUUUUUUUUAACGAGGAAGAACAGAGGGAACACAUCUCACCACCACCAAGCUUUUUAAUAAUUUGUUAAUAACCAUGUGCUUGUAAAAACAAAAGAGGGAAAAGUUGUUGGAUUUUUUUUGGCUGGCUUUUAUUUUUGUUCUGCUUGGGUGGGGAGAUUUUGUGACAAUUGUUUUGUGGUGGUUAAUAAUAAUUAAAAAAAAAAAGCCAGGUGUAGAAGUUCUUUUAAAUCUGUGAAUAAUCCUGGACCAGGACUGAGAAACAGUUAAAGUACUUGUUUUGUUUUUGGGGGUCAAACACAUGUGAGCUAAUAAAGCACUUUUGAAGAAGAUUUCUCUCUUUAAAACUAGAUAUAUAUUUCCUUGGACUGUUGUGAACAUAUUUGGGGCCAUUAAGGUUUGUGUGAUUUUGCUAAAAUGCAUCACCAACAGCGAAUGGCUGCCUUAGGGACGGACAAAGAACUGAGUGAUUUACUGGAUUUCAGUGCGAUGUUUUCACCUCCUGUGAGCAGUGGGAAAAAUGGACCAACUUCUUUGGCAAGUGGACAUUUUACUGGCUCAAAUGUAGAAGACAGAACUAGCUCAGGGUCCUGGGGGAAUGGAGGACAUCCUAGUCCAUCCAGGAACUAUGGCGAUGGGACACACUAUGAUCACAUGGCAAGCAGGGACCUUGGGUCACAUGACAAUCUCUCGCCUCCUUUUGUCAAUUCCAGAAUACAAAGUAAAACAGAAAGGGGUUCAUAUUCAUCAUAUGGAAGAGACUCAAAUUUACAAGGUUGCCACCAGCAAAGUCUCCUUGGAGGUGACAUGGAUAUUGGCAACCCAGGAGCUCUUUCACCCACGAAACCUGGCUCUCAGUACUAUCAGUAUUCUAGCAAUAACCCCCGAAGGAGGCCUCUUCACAGUACCUCUAUGGAAGUACAAACAAAGAAAGUUCGAAAAGUUCCACCAGGUUUACCAUCAUCAAUUCAACAGAAAAGCCACAGACUGAACAAGCGUGAAACUGAAUGGCGAGACUGGUGCUUCCAGGUUUAUGCCCCGUCAGCAAGCACUGCUGACUACAAUAGGGAUUCACCAGGUUAUCCAUCCUCAAAACCAGCAGCCAGCACUUUUCCUAGCUCCUUUUUCAUGCAAGAUGGUCAUCACAGCAGUGACCCAUGGAGCUCCUCCAGUGGGAUGAAUCAGCCUGGUUAUGGAGGAAUGUUGGGCAAUUCUUCUCAUAUUCCACAGUCUAGCAGUUACUGCAGCCUGCAUCCACAUGACCGUUUGAGCUACCCAUCACACUCCUCAGCAGACAUCAAUUCCAGUCUUCCUCCGAUGUCCACUUUCCACCGUAGUGGUACAAAUCAUUACAACGCUUCUUCCUGCACGCCACCUGCUAAUGGAACAGACAGUAUAAUGGCAAACAGAGGAAGUGGGGCAGCAGGCAGCUCACAGACUGGUGAUGCAUUGGGGAAAGCACUUGCCUCUAUCUAUUCUCCAGAUCACACCAACAACAGCUUUUCAUCAAAUCCUUCAACUCCUGUUGGUUCUCCCCCUUCUCUCUCAGCAGGCACAGCUGUUUGGUCUAGAAAUGGAGGGCAAGCAUCAUCAUCUCCCAAUUAUGAAGGUCCCUUACACUCUUUGCAAAGCCGAAUUGAAGACCGUUUGGAAAGACUGGACGAUGCUAUUCAUGUUCUUCGGAAUCACGCAGUGGGGCCUUCAACAGCCAUGCCUGGUAGUCAUAGCGACAUGCAUGGAUUAAUAGGGCCUUCUCACAAUGGAGCAAUGGGAGGUCUUGGGUCAGGAUAUGGGACAGGCCUUCUUUCAGCCAAUAGACAUUCACUAAUGGUUGGAGCGCAUCGUGAAGAUGGCGUCAGUCUGCGUGGCAGCCAUUCGCUUGUGCCAAAUCAGGUUCCAGUUCCACAGCUGCCAGUUCAGUCAGCUACUUCCCCUGAUUUAAAUCCACCCCAAGAUCCAUACAGGGGUAUGCCAACUGGCCUGCAAGGGCAGAGUGUAUCUUCAGGUAGCUCUGAAAUCAAAUCUGAUGACGAGGGAGACGAAAACCUCCAGGACACAAAAUCUUCUGAGGACAAGAAACUAGAUGACGACAAGAAGGAUAUCAAAUCAAUUACUAGGUCAAGAUCUAGCAAUAAUGACGAUGAAGACCUUACACCAGAGCAGAAGGCAGAGCGAGAGAAAGAAAGGAGAAUGGCCAACAAUGCUCGGGAGCGCCUACGAGUGCGUGACAUUAAUGAGGCUUUCAAGGAGUUGGGACGGAUGGUACAACUCCAUCUGAAGAGUGACAAGCCCCAAACCAAACUCCUGAUUCUACACCAGGCUGUGGCAGUCAUCCUCAGCUUAGAACAGCAAGUCAGAGAAAGGAAUCUCAACCCUAAAGCAGCAUGUCUGAAAAGAAGAGAAGAAGAGAAAGUGUCUUCAGACCCCCCUCCACUUUCCUUGGCAGGACCCCACCCUGGGAUGGGCGAUGCAUCCAAUCAUAUGGGACAGAUGUAAAAAGGUCCAAGUUGCCACAUUUCUUCAUUUAAACAAGAGACCACUUCUUUAACAGCUGUAUUAUCUUAAUCCCACAUAAACACUUCUCCUUAACCCCUUUUUUGUAAUAUAAGACAAGUCUGAGUAGUUAAGAAUCACAGACGCAAGAGAUUUCAGCAUUCCCAAUUACUAAACAAAAAACAAAGUGCAACUUGAGGGACAACUCUCUUUAACAUAUCAUUCAGAAUGUUUAAAGCAGUAUGUUACGAGCUGUAAAUGCACAGCCUAGAGACUGAAUGGCAAUCUUCUCCACACUGUGGGACAAUGCAUUUGUGCCUAAACUUCUUUUGGAAAAAAAAAUAUAAUUAAUUUGUAAGUCUGAAAAAAAUAUUUAAUUUAAAAUUGUAAACUUGCAAUAAUGAAAAAGUGUACUUCUGAAGAAAAAAAUGAACGUUUUUGUUGGUGUGCUAGACAGCUAGUGUUUAUACUUACUGGAUAUUAAAAGGGAAGCUUUGCUGCCCAGAUAUUUACAAAACCAGCAAACGUCCUAAUGAAAACUGAAGUGAUGACAUUAGCCAUUCCUUAGGGUAGGAGGAACAGAUGGAUCUUAUAGACCUAUGACAAAUAUAUAUAUAUAAAUAUAUAUAUAAAAUAUAUAUAAAUAUAUUUUAAAAGUUUAGUGAAUAUGGUAAGCUUUUGUUCAUUUGUUUCAGACUUUUUUGCUCCUGUAAAAAAAUAGUACUGAUUAACUUUUUUAAAAAGAUUUUACUGUAAAUAAGGAUUUUUUGGUCUUAUUUCUGUCCUUCCCCCCUGUUUUUGUUAUUGUAACCUGUAGUGCCAACUCUGUCUCUGGAGGGUAGUGCAGGCUGAAAUGCUGACCCUGGCGUUGCUUCUCAUUCAUAAGUAGGUAGAGAGUUGUUUCUCCAGUCUUUUAGGAACACAGGACUUUAAAGUCUCAUCAUGUGUAGAUAUUACAGGCUGCAUUACUGCGACGUGGCAAAAUGCAUUUGUCUGAAUCGUAAUGUUGCUCUUGUUGACCCUAUUCUGGGAUUUUCAGAGGUACAAGGUUAGAAUGCUACAAUGUUACCACUGUGCCUUCCAAUGUUUAUAUCAUCAGAAACAUUACAUAAUCAAAGUGGCUGUGAUUUAACAAACCGAUUAAAGUGUUAUCUAUGUGUGUAGCCUAAAUAGUGUGCAGUGAGGCGUUUCUGAAUACAUGGUCAGAUUUUUUUGGGGGAGGGUGGGGAAACAUCAAUUGGAAAAAUUGCAAGCAGUGUGACAGAUUUGAUUGACUUUCUUUGUUCAUUCUUUUCUUGUUUUCAAGUGGAUUACUUAAAUGUAGACCACUUGCUGCCUCCUCCUUCAUUUGCAAAAUGCCAAUAUUCAGUCAUCAUGCAACAUUAUAACAAGCCUUAUGAGUCCUAAAGCAUUACGUUGCACUUUCUUGAGGAGGGGGUGGGUGGGUAGUACAGUAUUUCUCUGGCCAGUAUGAAUGAAGUUUUUACUUAACAUAUUUAAUAGUAACAUAGAUCAAACUAUGGCACAGCAACUAAUCAGACAACUAGCUUUGAAGUCUGGGCACAACUGAACCAACUUCCAUAGUGAAUCUUAUAAUGAUUGACUUUGGUGUACAGUAAAAUUAACAGAUAGUGCUCCUAGUUAAGUAUUUGUCAGCAUCCUUUUGUCUCCAAAUCUAGUUUCUAUUUUUACAGCCACACAAACCUGGCAUGUAUUUUAAAUAAAAUCUCUCUGUUCAAGUAGAUUUUCCACCUUUCAGCACUGAGUAAAUGCCAUAAAUCCAUCAAAACGGUCUAAAUGUUCCAUCUGUUCUCCUGUUUUGCCAGUUAUAUAGUAAUGAAAAAUACAUUUGUAAAUUUUAUGCAACAAAUGGCAAACGUAUCAUUAUUUUGAAAUUGUGUAUGUAAAAGUUAUAUUUUUACAUGUAGACUCUUGUUAUUAUGUGUUUUAAUACAUUGUAUCAGUUUUUUGUUUAAAAACAAUCUGUGUGGUUGAAAAAAGUCUCAUUUAAAUGAAAUAGUGAGAUACAAGAAUCUGAAUUUUAUGUUUGUUUCUGAAAACGUAAAGAACAAAUAUGAUAGUUAACAUGUGAUCACCUUCUACAUACCCAUAAACAUUUUGAUUAGCUGUGUGUGUUGAAACCUGUAAAUAUGUUCAAUAGUGGUAAAACUUAAAAUGCUUUGAUUUGUUUAUAAGUUUCUCAAAUGUGGAGGUGGAUUACAUCAUUAGGUAUACACAGUAGAGCAGCAACCACAAAAUAAGUCAGAAUUACAAAUGAAU